This is a messenger RNA of Lolium perenne, 591 nucleotides long. Lineage: Eukaryota; Viridiplantae; Streptophyta; Magnoliopsida; Poales; Poaceae. The record is from RefSeq and is a predicted model, not a curated record.
AUGCUCAAUUGGAUCUGGAAGAUCUAUCAGAACAGCGAGGGGCUGUGGGCUGACCUGCUAAGGGCCAAAUACCUGGGAGAUCACGACUUGUUCUCUCCAGCCGUGCCGACUAAGGGCUCGCAGUUCUGGAAUGCCAUUCAGAAGAUCAAAUGGUAUUUCAAAAUGGGGGCCAAGCACAAGGUCCGGAACGGGAAACGCACCUACUUUUGGCUUGACUGGUGGACGGGCACGGGGCCCCUGCGUCUGACCUUUCCCCGCCUCUUUGCUUGUUGCGAUAACCACUUCGCCACUGUUGAAGGGGUGCGUGACAAUGAAGGGUGGCACAUCCGGUUUAGACGCUCCUUCGGUCUCGCGGAGACGGUGGAAUGGGACAACCUUUGUAGAAUCUUUGAUCUAACCCCCAUGUCUCCGGGCGAGGACGAGGUCCGCUGGUCGCUGGAUCCUUCCGGAGAUUACUCCACCAACUCCAUGUACUGUAAGCUUUCUCAGGGCGGGGCCAUAACCCACUUCAAAGAGUCUUGGAGGGUUCUGGUCAGACCGAGGGACCUGCCGCUUCUGGACGCGGCGCUGGACGAGCACGUGGAGCUGUAG